AAUAACACUUUGCAAUCAAUUUCCUCAAACAAACAUACCCAUGGAAAACACAUUAUGCUGGAAUUUUUAUCAUGAAGACAAUAUUCAUUUUCCUUUUUGUGUUGAAAGUUUCCCUGCAAGUUAACGUAAAAAAUGAAACUUUGUGUGAAGGAAGACCAAGUCCAUGCUGUGCCGGCUAUAUGUUGAGUACAAAUUCUGGCUCAUGUGUAGCAUGUUCGUUGGGAUACUUUGGACCUAAGUGCAAAUGGCAAUGUCCCUAUCCCCAGUUUGGAAGAUUUUGCCAGAGAAGAUGUCUUUGUGAUAGAAAGAAAUGUAACAAACGUACAGGAUGUAUCAGAGAUAUUAAUCCAGGUGUAUUGCAAACAGUGAAACCAUUUUCGACGACAACUGAAUUAUUCCCAGCUUUGAACAAAAGUAAUGCAAUACCAAAGAGUUUCCUAAGGUCAAGAGGACAAGAGGAUAACGAUGUACAAAGAGAAUCCAUUGCAGCCAGAGAAGGAGACAGAGCAACACCUAUCAGAUACACCAUCGCCAGUCUUGUGGGUUUAUCUGUCCUUCUGAUGACUCUGUACUUCGUCUCCACUGUAGUUAAGAAAUACAGACGACCAGGGAAAUCAAUGAAUCUAGAAAAAAGAGAGAAUAUGGUCAAUAGUGCUAAAGAAAAAGAAGGCAGAUUUUGAAUAUGUACAUGUACUUGGCGCAGAGUUCGAAGUAUAUCAUGGAAGUCUUAUUUUGCCUAAUUUCAUUGACAUAUUAUGAUGUGUUUCCUUGCUCAAGUGUGUAAAAUUGUAUAUAUUCAUUUUCAAAGUGUAAUGAAAAAAUGCAAUACUUUCUUCACUUGAAAUUUUAUUUCCAUGCAUGAUGCGUUCAUAAUCUGAUGCAACACACAUACAUAUAAGCUUCAUUGAUUCCUAUUCUUAACCAUAAGAUUGCAUUUGAUCAAGAUUGAUGACUUGAAUUGAUCAAAUUAAAUAUGAAAAUUUAGAAAAGAUUUUAAGUAAGACGUGUUAAAAUAUGUGAUUUGUGAAGUUGAUUUAAAAUUUAAUUGAAAUUUAACGUGAUUGGAGUUCCUGUAAAUUAAACAAAAUAAACUAUUUCCGUAUUUCAUGAAUACUUUAUUCUGAAUCCAAAUGAAAAAUUCAUUGCAUUAAAUUUAUGAAUUAUAUGUAAAUUUCCUGAAAAUCAAAACGUUUAUCAACUUUGGAAACAUUCCAAUAACACAUUAUUUUUAUUGUCGACAUUCCUGUGCUUAGUCUGAAUACUUUCAGCAUUUUAUUUAUCUAAACAUUUAUAUCGGGAGUUAACCAAAAAAAUAAUAAUAAUAAUAAUAAAAUAGUGAUACUGCAAACAGGGAAUAUUUCGCCUCCGUUUUAUUUUCGCUCCUUUCGCCCUUGUCAUAAGUGGGCGAAUUUAAAAAGGGGCGAAUUCAAAGAACACAGUCUUAAUUCUUAAACAGAACUGGAACUGGGCGAAUUAAAAACGGGGGAAAUGUGUAAACAAGUGUAAAAGAGCGAAAAUAACACGGGGCGAAAAUAACCCUGUAAACAGUAAUUGAAUUCUUGUAGUCGAGGCUAAUUCGAAUGUUUCUACUUUUUUAACUAAAGGGAAUACCAGAGUAUAAAAAAAAUACAUCUUUAAGUUCUUUAAAAUGCAUUUCAAUUUUUUUCUUCACCAGCAUACAUGUACUGUCAUGUCUCCAUAUGAGUGAUAAAUU
Messenger RNA from Saccostrea cuccullata (small rock oyster), 1714 nucleotides. RefSeq lists its product as uncharacterized. Bases 72 to 680 code for a protein of 202 amino acids. Lineage: Eukaryota; Metazoa; Mollusca; Bivalvia; Ostreida; Ostreidae. The transcript has 4 exons. The record is from RefSeq and is a predicted model, not a curated record.